Molecule: messenger RNA, 7902 nt
Organism: Besnoitia besnoiti
Lineage: Eukaryota; Apicomplexa; Conoidasida; Eucoccidiorida; Sarcocystidae
Exons: 7
Coding region: 1-7902 (2633 amino acids)
Molecular function (GO): phosphatidylinositol binding
Source: RefSeq, a predicted model, not a curated record
AUGGACAGUCUACACGGAGCCCCCGCAUACGCCGACGAGCGGGUGGAUGUCGGCGACGAGCAAAUGACAGGGCUCGUGGGGAACUUUUCGAGCAGGUCUCAUCUCCACGAGUGCGGCACCCUCGGACUCGGCCAGCACAUAGACGAUGAGGCGCCCCUCCCUUUCGCUGUAACCAUUCCACACGCGGAAGUUGUGAACCGCGGCGUGUGGAUGACCCACAUGUGUUACUUGGUUCAGUUUUCGGAUAUGGGCGUCGUCUGUACCGUUCGGCGUCGCUUCAGUGACUUCCAGCGUUUGGCUCAGGAUCUAGAUCGCCUCCUCUCGCAUUCAUGCACCCACAUUUUGUGCGCGACGGCUUCGCCCCCCGCUUCGCCCCGUGGACUGCAGAAGAGAUCCUCGGCUCUGGGGCUCAUCUGUCCCUCUGUGAAGAGGCCUUCCGACCUCGUGGUGGUGCCUGGCAGCCAGGCUUCCUCUGAGUGUGCGCCUCCCGCGCAUGAGGACCGAGGAGACAGGCACGCGAGGCAGCCUCUGGAAGGCGGCCCUGGCGGCCCCUCUGACGGCAGCCAGCCGUUCCAAGCGCCCUUGCGAUUUCCCUCGCUGCUGUCGCGCCGCUGCGAGCAUCAUCGCCUUCGCUCACCGCGGUCUGAGGCGGAUGGCGACCGCGCCCUGGGCGCCCGCGGCCCUCGGGACGCGUUGCUCCGCGCGCAUGCGUCAGAGGCGCGCCUGUGGAGUCGAGACGACGGCCUUCCCGCCUGCAGGCGCUGCGUGGGGAAGGGCUCCAUCGUGUCUGCGCUUCCGCCGAAGCGCGUGUUCGGCAACAUGGAUCCACUGUUCGUCGAAGACAGACGCUGGGAGCUCGAGCGCUUCCUCCAUCGCCUUCUGCUCCGCGAAGAAGUGUUCCUCCUCGCGCCUUUCUGGGCCUUCUUCGAGGCGAGCCACGCGGCUGCGCUGAUGGCGCGGUUCUUCGUCCUGACGGCGCCCGCGAGAAGACGCAGCGGCGCCUGCGACGUCUCAGUCCUCUUCGCCACGCAAGAGACUCUCUCGGGACUCAGAGACCUCGUCUGCACAGCACUGCGCGACGCCAGGGAGGCCGCGAGACAACGAGAAGGAGGCGAGGCGCCAGAGGGCGGGGUGGAGAGAGGUUUUGCGGCUGAGGGCUGCGAGCGAGGGUCGCUGGCGGCGGCGCUUCCACUCCCCCGAAAUUUGACCUCAUGCACGGAUGCGGAGCUUUUUUCCGCCGAUUCGGCGGCGGCCUUCUUCCCUUCGCCUUUCGCGUCACGGCCUUUGGCGAGCUUGAACGAGGCGCACCCGCCGGCGCACGCGCGGGAGACUGCUCCUGAUGACCCCGGGGCGAGCGGCGCGGCCUCCCGCGGGCCGGCUGCGAGGCGAUUCGAUCCGGAGCUUUGGCGGCUGUGCCAUCCACAUUUCAUUCUACGUCUCCUCUGCAUGGUGAGCGACGGCCUGUACUUGCCUGCGUUCAUGCAGCUGCAGGUCGUCGACUUACUCUCGUUGCUCCUCGCUCUCUCGCGCCCGCUCGUGCUUCCGCUGCUUAUGCAGGCUCGCGCUUUCGUCUUGGUCUUUCGCCUCCUCGAGUACGCGGCGACUUCGGUCCACGCCGAGGCGACGCGACGCCUCAAGCGGCAGGCCAGCGUCCGAGGCGCUGCAGGCGGGCGCCUGCAGCGCCUCGGGCGCCAGGGCUGCUGGGAGGGCGGCUCGUGGAGGUCGCUCUCUCCCUCGUCUUCUUUUCUCGCUUCCGCCUCGUCCACUUCUUCUCGCUCGCAGUCUCCUUCAGAGGACGGAGACGCCGCGCGACGUCGGCGGAGAGAUCGAGCCGUGGACUCGCCCGAGGAGCCGCCCGGCACAGAUGCGCCUUCGAAUUCUUGUCCAGAGGGAGCGUGCCUAGAGCGAAGCGGCGAGCGCCGGACGCCAAAAGGGAAACGGCGGUCGCGAGUGUUACCUCGUCCAGCUGGCGGUGGGGGGCGAGCCGGAUGUGCGGAGCGAGGGAGACAGGCCGCCGGAGCCUCGGGCGACCACCUGCGCGUCCUCCUGGACGUCGCAGACGCCUGCAUGCGUCUCUGUAUCACGUUGGUGGAGGUGUGCCCGGAGGAAUUUCUGUUUUUCUUGACCUCUUGCGAAGGCCUUCUGCGGCUGAGAGACCUCUUGCUCCUGCGGAAGCAGAGUGCGCCGACUCCUCUCGGCUCGCGCGACAGCCCCGAGGGGGGGGGCAGGGCGCGAGGCGGGAGCGGCCCAAGUGAAGAGAGAAGACGACGAUCUCGCUCGUCGUCUUCUCGCUCGCCGCGAGCGUCAGCUGCGCCGGGAGGCGAAGCGAGCCCGACGCGGGGGGGAGGGAAGGAUGGCGACAGACGAUCGCGACAAAAACGCAGCGAACGGGCGGCGAGUGGCGACACGGGUCGCGAAGCCGAAGAAGAGCGGGAGGGAAACCUGUGCCAGACUCUGCAUGGCGGCGUUGCACAGGGGGACGAGUCAGAUGAGGAACUGAGCUCUGCCACCAGCGCGGGCAGCAGCUUGGGGAGCGACCUCUCCGCGGAGGAGGACGACAGCUCUCCGGCGCCGGCUGCGCUUCUCGCUGCGCUCCAUCGACGCGCGAAACGCCAGAUGCUCCUGUGCAUGGUGCCUCUCUCGCCGCUGUCUCGCGUGGUCACGAGGGACGUCGUGGCGGCCGCUGUGCGCAUCAAGAGAGACGAACUGGAGCACAAGUCGAGAGGAAGACGCAGGAGGUGCAUCUCGCCGGCUUCGAGCGCCUCUUCUGGCUUCGAAGGGCCGAUGCCCGAGGCUGCAGAUGCCUCCAGGCGCGGCGGCGGGCGUCAGUCGCGAAGGAGUCGAGAUGCCGAGGGCCGCGAGAGCGACUUUGGAGCCGAGAUGCGGUUGGGCUGCGGACAUGCAGGUCUCCCUCCGCCCCUUGACUCGCACGGGGAUUUCGAAUUGAAGCGCCGUGGUAGACACUCAGCCGGCCUCUCUCCCUCUUCUGCGUCUUCUGCUCCUUGCUCACUGGCGGGGGCGGGCUGCGGAGAAAGCUCCGGAAACACGGACACGAGCAGUGACGCAGAGAUUUCGCGAAAGGGUAGCGGUCCAUCCGGCGCGCGCGCGCCUCGACUUCGAAGGCCGCGGCCGCGCCGCUCUCGCUCGCCCUCGUUUUCUCUUUCGUUUUACGAGACCGAGGAGACUCGGAAGGCUCUGAAGGGGCGCCUGCACAGCUUCGUUGCGCUGCUGCUGUGGACCGCCCUGCCUUUGGUCGGCGUCGGGCGAGCUCUGACCAGCCCGCAGUCGCUCGGCCUGGAGAUUCUCUCCCUCCUUUACACCUCCCGGUGCGCGACAUCCGCGCGAAUUCUCUGUGCGCUGCUUCUGGCCUCGCUCCUCCGGUCGACGAGAUCCUACUUCUUGCUGCAGCCGCAGGCGCCCUGCAGACGUCUCCGCGGGGCCCUUGUCUCUCCGCACUGGCGCGGAGACCGCAGCCUUCCGCCUUCGCAGGUUCCUCCUGCCCCCCCUGGCGCCCGCGGCGCGUCCGCCUCUGCACACCUUUCCCCUCUGUCAGCGCCAGCUACUCUUCCUCAGUCCGUCGCCUCGUCCUCUUCUCAGUCCCUCUGUGGGGUCUCCUCGCAUCCCGAGCUUUCUCCUGCCGCUUCGGCCGGCGCGACUUCCGCGCUUUCUGCUUCCGCGGAGGCUGCGCUGGGCGCCUGCUCCGCUGCGCGCCCAGCUGCCGGCGCGGCGUGCGGCGGCUGGUCGCAGCCGGCCGCGAGAGAAGAAAAGGAAAAGCGCGGGAACGCUGCGCGCGCGAAACAAGCUGCCGAGGCGAUUGGCGCCCUGCCUCUUCUGCUUCUCAUGCGUUCGCUCAAGAAACCAGCUGAGGCGCAGCUGCCGAGCCGUGGCGUCAGUGCGGCGCUUCUCCACUACCUCCUGCAGCCGGGCAUGUCCAGUCGUCUCCUGCCUCUGCUUUCUUCUUCUUUCUCUUCGCCUCUUCUGUCUCCUUCCACCUCUCCCUCAGAGUCUCGUCUCUCCUCUUCGGGCUCCGAGUCCCCCAGUUCGCGGCGCCGUCCGCACGGGCAGCCGCCGCCCUGUUUCGAUUCUGCUCCAGGGCAGGGGGGGCCGCCCUCUUCUCGCUCGUCGCCCGCCUCUGCGGUGGCGUCGCCUGCGUCGGGUCCUGCGCGCUUUUCGUCUCCGUUCUCUCCCGAGCCUUCGCGGGGCGCGGAGACGCCGGAAGAGGUCAACGCCGACGACCAGAGCGGCGCGCGGGAGGCCUCGGCGAUGGAAAUCUCCUUCUUCGUUUGCUGGCUGCUGGCGGUCCUCGCGACGCGCGCGAAUCCGUUAUUCCACGCGCUCAAGCGCGAAGAACGCAGCCUCGCCGAAGAGGAACCCGCCACGCGGCCUCUAGUCCUCUCUCUGGAGGAACAGGACGCAGCCGUGCGCGAGGAAGAAGCGAGCAGUGGAGGGGGUCGCGGGCAAAGCGACGACUCGAACCCGGUCGGUGCAUGCCGCGCUUCCUCACUGGCGAGUCCCGCGGAGGGUCAGAAAGCCUCCGGGCUGCCGGUCGCUUCUUCGGCUCCUCCUUCUGCGCCCGCGGGCUGCUUCCCCGGCGACCCUCCUCCGCCUGCCUGCGGGCGAGGUCAAGCGGGCGCUUCCUCCGAAGGGCCUCGGCUGCCGGCGCGAGUCCACGCGCUCGCCGACGCCGCAGAGCGCGGGAAUCAGCGGAUACGCCUGUCUGUCGAGGCGCUUCUUCCUGUGGCUAGUGUAGACGGGUCGCGGAAGUUCGAUUUCAGCGGUGCACAGGCGUCUCUCGUCCCGCCGGUGCGAUUGCCGUCUCCGUCCUCCUCUUCUUCGUCUCGCUUUUCGCAGCGGGCGCGGCGGGCGCGCCGCCCUUCUUCGCUGCAGCCGUUCAUGGGAUCCGGACUCCCAUUCUUUUCUUCGCUCGGCCGUGCGCUCUCUGUGUGUUCGUCUGCCUCCGCGUCUUCGCCACCGACCUCGACACGCAAACACCCCUUUUCUGCGCAUUUCGGCGCAGCGCCGUCGCUGCGGUUCGACGCAGCCGUCUCGCCGUCGGCCUUGUCUCGCGCGUUUCUGCGUUCAGGCCUUAUUCCGCUGCUUUUCCGCCUCAGCCAGCAAAGCCCCAGCGUCGCGCUCCAGCGCCUCGCCGCCCUAUCUCUGCUGUGGAUCCCUGCGUGGCCCUGGAGCGCGGCAGUUCCUGCGGCGGGGCUUCCGGCGGCGUUUACGAACGGCGUCGGAGGCCGCGACCUCGCCGACGCCGCGCUCGGCGCUGGAAAGCCGCCAGGUGAUGCGAGGCGGCAGGCCGCCGCUCCAGGAGAAGCCUCGAAGACCGCGCGCGGAGCCUCGAGACGCGGGCGGGACUCCCGCGAAGGAGGCGGCGGGCGAGGAGAUGCUGCGGCUCAGGAGGAGAGCGAGCAAGAGGAGCCGAGACGCGAGGAGACAGGGCCGCCUGCGCAGAGCAGCGACCUGCACUGCUCGGCGCUCCCUCCUGGGACGCUUCAUCUGUCCGCUGUUUCGUCCCCCGCGCGCGGGGAGUCCUCGAGUACGUCGCCAGCUGCGUCGUUGGAGGCGCAGAGUCCGGAAAGCGCCGGCGCAGGCGCGCCGUCACGUGAGCUCGUGAUCCUGCGCGGGCGACUCGCCGUCAUCCAGCUUUUGCUGCAGCAGGUUCAGGAGGAAGGCGAGAGUCAGCGCGGGCGCCUCCAGCGCGAAAAGGCGUUGAUGCAGCUGCGCCAGAAACUCGUCGCGGCGCGCAGGAGUCCGCUUGUGUCGUGGGGGGGCGGCGCCCCUGGCGGGCCUCGAGGCCGCGAGGCGCGAGGGGCCGCCGCGUGGAGACAGACGUCGGAAGGGACUCACGAGCCGCGUCGGCGACUGGAGAGGCCCCUGUCGCAGGACCCGGCGCGCCUGCGAGGAGACUGUCGCCGCGGGAGCCUCUGCGGCUGUGCACGCUCGGCCUCCUCGCUGCCAGCGCUGCCUCAGGGGGGUGGGGCGACGCACGAAGAACGAAGAGAGAGACAGCGACAGUUUUCUUCUCUCUCGCUUCGCGACCAUCCGAAUGAAGUGGGGUGUCCGUUCGCCUGCGCGUCGCCGAGAGACGACCUCGCAGUCGAGUGGCGGCGCGGGAAAAACGGCGACGAGGCGGAUGCUGCGACGCGGGGAGACGCCCGCACGUUAGCUAGUCUCCACUCGCAGGGCGAGGGAGAGGCCUGCGGCAGGGACUCUCUGGGGCGAGCCGAGGAGGCGGCAGGCGACUCCGAGCAUGAAGCGCGUGCAAGUCGAAACACGGGCAAGAGAGAGAGAAUGAACUCUGCAGGCGCGAGAGGCGGCGAGGACGAUAUGCUCGCAGUUCUGAAGAAACUGAGACAUUUGCGGCGGAAAAGGCGAGAGAUGAAGAGAGACGCUGCCCGAGCCACGGGUUUUCUCACGAAAACGCGCGUCAGACUCGAAAGCUUGCACCUGCGGGCGAGCUCGCUGGAGCAUCGUCUCGCGACUCAGCUGGCGUCGUUGUUUUCUUCUCUCUUGGCGCGGGACCGUCACGAACAGCUGCUCAGGGCUGCGCUGCUUGCGAAGGAGGCGCAGGAGGGAGAGGCGAAGCGCGCCGCAGACGAACAGAGCGAAGCGGAGCGCCGCGCGCAUGCGCGACUUCAAGAGGCUGCGGAGAAGGCGACCGCACUCAAGCGCCAAGCGACACGGACGCGGAACAGGUGGAUGGAGGUGGAGCAGCUGAUUGCAGCUGCGCCCCAGCGGCGCCAGAAGCUCGAAGAGCAAGCAGAUUUCCGCGAACAGGUGUUGAGGCAUCUUCGCGAGGAACUGAGUCAAAAACGAAAUCGCCUCGAUCGCGCGCGGCUCGAGUACGAACUCAAACAGCAGGCGAGGCGAGAGCUGCAGAUUGACGCGCGCCAAACCGAGGCAGCGCUUGAGGUCUACACGCGUGCCUUGCAGCGGCGGCAAGCGGCGUUGGAAGCGGCGGGUUCGCUCGAUGCGUCGAGUGCCGUUUCUGCGUCUUCGCCGGCGUGUGCGGCUGUUCUAUCUCCGGGAGACGGCGGCGAAGAGGCGGGCGAGAGGGGGGGCGGGUUUUCCCUCGCGCCCUUCGUGCGCCUCCUGCCGCCUCGCCUGCAGUCUCUCCCCGAGGUUGUCGAUGUGCUCUCGCGCGCCGAGGAGGAAUCUGCGACGUCAGUCCCCGCGGCGCCGCUGCGUUUCCUUCGUCUUCUCGAGUCACUGGUGGCGGCGGAGCGCGAGGCGCUCGCCGCGGAGGGCGUAGCGAGGGACAGCGACAACGAGAGCGGCGGCGAGGAGAGCGACGAAGACGCCGAGAGCCUGCCGCGCGAGGCGCUGCAGCUGGAAGAGGAAGUCGAUCGCAGAGCGGCGGAGGUGGCUAACCACGAGCGCCAACUCGCGCAGCUGCGACAGGCCAUCGCCGAGCAAACGGACCGCGAAACUCUCCUCAAGAAAGCCGAGGAACUCCAGACCCACGUGCGGCUGUGCGACGCGGAGGUGUCGCGGCUUGUCGAGGAGGAAAAGGCGCUUCGGCGAGUGUUUUUUCGUGAGAAGGAGGAAAAUGAAAAGGCGCGCCGGGCUUUCCUCGCGCAGGCUGAAGAGCGGACGCGAGCAUCCUUGGCGCUGGCUGCGCACACGCGGACGCACGACGCAGAAAGGCGACAAAUGGAGACUUUGCUGCGUCGCGCCGAGCACGAGCUGCGCAUCGCGUUUCUUCUCCUCCAGCACAUCGAGGCGAGCCUGACGCAGAUGAAGCAGGAACGAAGACGCGUCGAGACCGCCCUGCGGGAGGAACGACGCACGCGCGAAAACCUCGCCACGCAGAUCGCCACAGCCAUGAAGUGCAUGCGAGACUUGCGCGCGGAACUGGCGGGCGUCGAGGGCGAUGAUGAAGUGAGGCAGUUUUAA